GUUAUCUAUAAGCACCGAUAGCGAUGGGAGGCGUGAGCGGUGGGCUGGGCCGGCUCAGGAUAUUAGUCAACCGGACAUGGCAAGGGGCUGAGAGGCGUGGCCACACCAGCGUUCUAUAAAAGGUCCCGCGGCUGAGCAGCCGGACUAGUGCUGUGGUUGCUGAGAGCAAUGAUUGGCUUCUGCGCAUUGGGCUUCUUGGUCUUCUCUCUGAAACGGAGUCGCCGGUCCUUUUUGCUACUGCUACUGCUACUGCUGCUGCUGAAUCGGUUUUUGCAAGUAAUGGCUAUGCUACAAUCACACUCCAGACAGAGCCUGAACUCCUUCAACUGCGCCCUUGGUGAAUACAGGUCUAGUGACCUGUGCUGCAAGUUAUGUCCUGCAGGUAUGUUUGUCCAGGAGCCCUGCACGAUUCCUCAUACCCAAGGACGGUGUGAGACGUGUCCCCCAGGAUCGUUCUCAAGGAGUGCUAAUGACCUCAACUCUUGUAUACCUUGCUCCACCUGUACUAAAGAGCAGGAAAUGGUGGCCGACUGCUCUGCCACCAGUGACCGGGUAUGUCAGUGCCAAACAGGUCAUUACUACUAUGACCCGGAAGUUCCAGAGUUUUGCUGCCCAUGUACCACGUGCCCCCAAGGAAUCCCUGCCCUUCAGGAAUGCAACCCCACCAACGACACAGUGUGCCGUCAGUCUGCUUCAAAUUCCAGAGACCGGGUAUUCCUACCAAUUUCCCUAUUGCUGGGCAUUUGUCUGAUGUUGUUGUCUGCUGUAUCAUAAGACGAUAAUGGUUCUACAGAUGUUGUCUUGGCUAUCGUUUUAUUGCAUGAAGAAACACCAUGGAGGCAACUCUUUUUUUUUUUUUUUUUUUUUUGAGAGAGAGACAGAGUUUCUCUGUGUAACCAGCCCUGGCUCUCAUUGUCUUUGACUCAUUUGUAGACCAGGCUGGCCUCAUCCUCACAGAGAUCCAGACUAAGGCAACUCUAAUAAAGGAAAACAUCUAAUUGGGACUGGC
This is a messenger RNA of Rattus norvegicus (Norway rat), 1009 nucleotides long. RefSeq names its product tumor necrosis factor receptor superfamily, member 22 (gene Tnfrsf22). Gene Ontology annotation, cellular component: membrane. NCBI's taxonomy places the organism in Eukaryota, Metazoa, Chordata, Mammalia, Rodentia, Muridae. The record is from RefSeq and is a predicted model, not a curated record.